This is a messenger RNA of Oxyura jamaicensis (ruddy duck), 3185 nucleotides long. RefSeq names its product solute carrier family 49 member 3 (gene SLC49A3). Gene Ontology annotation, molecular function: transmembrane transporter activity. The record is from RefSeq and is a predicted model, not a curated record. NCBI's taxonomy places the organism in Eukaryota, Metazoa, Chordata, Aves, Anseriformes, Anatidae. Gene Ontology annotation, biological process: transmembrane transport. The coding region runs from base 114 to 1529 and encodes 471 amino acids. The transcript has 10 exons. Gene Ontology annotation, cellular component: membrane.
GGCCGGGCCGGGCCGGGCCGUGCUGAGGCGAUCCGACCCGACCCGAUCCCCUCGGCUCCGACCCGAUCCGAUCCCCUCCGACCCGACCGCGAUCCGAUCCGCUGCCAGCCGCGAUGGAGCAGGACGAGGCGUCCGGCCUGCUGCCGGAGCGCGGCCUGUCGCGGCUGUCCCGCUUCAAGGCGUACCGGCGGCGGUGGUUCCUGCUGGUGGUGGUGUGCCUGCUCAACUGCUCCAACGCCAUGCUAUGGCUGACCUUUGCUCCUGUGGCUGACAAGACAGCUGCCUACUUCCACAUUUCCAUGGAGAUGGUCAACUGGCUCUCAAUAGUGUACCUGCUCAUCUCGAUCCCGUUUGGUCUGGUGGCAACAUGGGUUCUCGACAGCGUGGGGCUCAGAUGUGCCGUGAUCCUGAGUGCGUGGCUGAACAUGAUGGGUAGCAUCAUCCGGAUGUUCAGUGUCAUGAAGUUCAUGAGCUUGGGCUCCCAGAAUUACUGGUACCUGUUUGCUGGUCAGUGCCUCUGCGCACUGGCUCAGCCCCUUGUCAUCUUUUCACCGACGAAGCUGGCAGCGCUAUGGUUCCCGGACCACCAGAGAGCAACAGCAAACAUGAUCUCAUCAAUGUCCAAUCCCUUGGGUAUUCUCAUAGCAAACGUGCUGUCACCUAUACUAGUUCCUGAAGGAAAGCACAUCCCAUUGAUGCUGGGUGUUUAUGCCAUCCCGGCGCUAACAGCCUGUGCUCUAGCAACAGUGGGGAUUCAUGAGAAAGUUCCUCCGACACCUCCUUCGGCCAGUGCCACCAACUCCACCUCUCAGCCAUUCCUCACAGGGCUCAAAAUGCUCCUGAGAAACAAGCCGUACAUCAUCCUGGCAGUGUGUUUUGGAGGAGGAAUUGGGAUGUUUACCUGCUUUUCAGCUCUGCUGGAACAGAUCCUUUGUGAAAAGGGUUAUUCAAACGUAUUUGCCGGCCUGAAUGGUGCACUGUUCACAGUCUUUGGUUUGUUGGGAGCCUUCCUGCUAGGACUGUAUGUCGACUGGACGAGGAAUUUUAUAGAGUCCACCAAGAUCUGUUUCUGUCUGAGCGCACUUGCCAGCAUCGUGUUUGCAGUGGCGUCUCGGUUCAGAGGCCAGGCCAUCGCUUUGGCCAUCUCCAGCUCAGUCUUUGGUUUCUUUGGUUUUGCCAUCUACCCUAUUGCCAUGGAGCUGGCUGUGGAGUGCUCCUACCCUGUGGGAGAAGGCACAUCUACAGGACUGAUUUUCGUUGCGAGCCAGAUUGAAGGUGUGAUUUUAAUGAUUCUGCUACAAGCCCUCACCGUGCGUGUUUCUGAGGACCGACCCUCCACUUGUGCCCUUGACCAGGAUGGAGCCCUGGACUGGACAACUCCAGUGCUGGUGCUGGCUGGCCUCUGCAGUGCCAUGGCUUGUUUCUACGUCAUCUUCUUCCACACGGACUACAAGCGGCUCCAUGCUGAGACAAACAGCGAUUUGGUCAGGACAGAAGAUACAGAAUCAGCAGAUGUUCCUGAAGCCUAACAAGGCUGAAAGGGGCAUGCCAAGGGCCCAGGCUGUGCUGUCAGAGGUCAAAGGGGAACUGGAUAACUACACAGGUAACAGGGAUUUUUAGCUGAUGUGAUUCAAGCUGAAGAAAUGUUGCAGAAGAGCGGAGCAUCAUAUUUCAGCCAUUUUUCAUUUUCGUAUACUUGGAUCAGGAGUGAAGCUUUUGGAGGGGUGAAAGUCAUGCCUACAACAAACCUGCCAGAAAACUUGCCUUUAAGGACAGUGGUUCCCGUAUUGCAUAACAACUCUUCCACUUGAAUUGUGGAAAUAAUUGUGCCUCUUAGGAGGCACAGUUGUUUGGUAGGAGCUAGACCAUCUUUCUCUUACAGUAGAGAGUGUAGGUAUAUGAUCUGUAACACAAAUCCACUUUGUCCUCUCACAAAAACAGGAAAAGGAAAGCACUGCCUGCCAUGCUGACUGUAAAAGAAAAAAAAAAACAGCAAGCAGCAGAAGUAUGACAGCCUUCCUUGCCCUUUCUGGUCCCCUGCCAUAUGCCAAGAUAUUCAGGAAAAGUUUCUUUUGGGUUCUUGUUUCCCCAUCUGUCCAACAAUUCCAAUGGCUCAAGCUUUUCACAAGAAGAUGGACCUUAUGGUUAGAGUUGUGUACUGCAUCAAGCGAAGACAUGCUCUCUUACAGAAAAACAUUGAGAAAGCAGCUCACUUUUGGGGGAAUGGUGUGGCAGCAGCUGGCAAAAGAACUGGCAAAGGUGACCACACAAAGAAAGCAGGGCACCUUCACGAGUUUCUGCAGAUGACAAGGGCUUUUGGUGGAAGACCAACUAGGAAGCAACAUCAACAAGCACCUUGGAGAUCUCUCUACAAGCAAUGGCUGUUGCUCAGUGUUUGAAGAGAUUGUUAGUAACACAAAAGAUCCUGUUUGGAGUUCAGUUCCACUAAGAAUUGGCAACAAGUACAAUUGUUUUUUUAUUUUACAGCAAUACUUGCACAGGAGUCCAGUGUCCUGCUCUGGUGUUGAGGUCUAAAUCUACAGCCUGAGGACUUUUUACCCUGUGACAUUUUGGUGCUAAAAAAUGAGAUGGGUGUGACUUGGCGAUACUUUAUGUCAUGCAGCUUGCAGAGGGGAUCUCAGUAUUUGUUGAUUAAGGGAACUUAAUGCAAAUUGUACCUCUGAAAAUACAGUGACUGUUUUUCUCCAGUCCAGUUAGGGGAUAAUCACGUAGCAAAGAAUGCACUUUACCUGAAAAACACUAAAGUAUAGCUCUCUCAAUGCCUGAAUUCCCCUUCCCAUUAGCAACUGGAUAUACUUCUAUUUACAAAAAAAACCCUUCCUGCAUCCUUCCAUGAAGUCUCCUAGUUCCUACAGGUACAGCCUUGCUGUCCCUGAUAAGCACUGAUGUCUGUCAAGAGGAGCAGGAAGAAGUCUUAUACUGAGGUAAAACAAGGUAACUUUGGACCUUUGAGAGGAAUGAAAUUAACCAUCUUUUGCAAACUGAUUGGUCAGUUCUGCAGCACUGGACCUAAUACACUGAACAGAAUAACACCAGAUUUACCCAUCACUCCUGAGUCCUGCUGUACUGGGAAGCAAAAAGCACUUGGUACUUUAUAAUUUUAUAUAUUUACAAAUGCUUAUGUUUUUUAAUAAAGGGUGGAUUAAGAAAACAUUAAGAAAAGA